ACGACACUUUUAAAAAUGAUGACUAUUGCUACAACUGUCACUAAACAAUCAUCUCCUGUUGCUUCACGCAAAAAGUAUCCAGCUCCUCAACGUCCCAGUAUUGAGGAAUUGAAAAAGAAAUAUGAAGCUAAUACUCCUAGCGCCAAGCAGCAAACUCCAAUGACUCCAAAACAAUCUUCACCUAAAAUGUUGAAAAAAUCCAAAGUCAAGCAAAUGGCUUCGAUGUUCAAUUCCAAAAUUUCGCAAAUUAUCCGAAGAGAACCAGAUGCUGGCAAGUAUACUACUUUGGUUAAUGAAUUAUCGCCUGAACCCAAACCUCAUGUUAAGGCUGCAGAGCUAUCCAAACCCUUGCCUUUACCCAAGUUACGUUAUAAUAAGGAAAAAGCUCCCUUGCCUAGUCCCCGAACUAAAGCAAAAGCUAAGGCCCAACAAAAAUCCAUGUAUUUUGUAUCUGAAGACAACUUUGCCAAGUUAACGGUGAAGGAUAAGGCCCAACUGUAUACACAAUUCAUAAAUGACAUGUCCAAAAAGAAUCCGAAAUUUGGCAAACAUGCUGAACUAAUGGAAGCUAAUGUCAAGAAGGUGGUGGCUAGAGGUGAAGUUGUUAAUGAAAAACAAGCUUCAGUCAAACGUUUACUAGAGGAACUUGAGGCUCGUUGUAACUUUCCUAAGCAAACUGUCUCACCUUUGGCCUUGCAAAGAAUCAACUCGAUGCGUAAACCUAAAGCUAAUGCUAAGGGACCAGUUAAAUCUAAAGAAUUUGAAGAUAUUCUAGAGAAAAAAGUAUCUCAUAUUACUACUCUUACCGUAACACUACAACCUAUUCCCGAGAUGAAGAAACAAAGAAGAGCUAGAUCUUUGCCACGUCGUCGUAGAGACCAUGAACAAGUACUUAAGGAAUUGGGCAUUAUUGAACCUUCUCACAAGAGAAACAAUGAUGAAAUGCGUUCCUCUUUGCCUAUUGAGGCCUAUGCUCCUCCCAAGAAGAUCCGGCGCACUAGAAUCGAAAGAUUGACUCCUCAGAUUGUCUUUCAAAAUCAACAAUUGGAAAAUUUAUUCUUUACCUGGUUGAGAGAAAGACAAGAUAAAGAGCAAGAGGAAAUUGUUAAGGAAUCCGAAUUAAGAGAAAUCAAAACCAAGUCUUCCAUAGACAAGCUCUUAGAGGAGGCCAUUGCAAAAUUGGAAACUGUGGAAACCAAACAAAAGGAUGUUAAGCCCCCCGAAAAUGAGCUUCAAAAAUCCCACGAUCACAAUCCGGCCGCCUUAAGUGAACAUCAAUUGCGUAUACAAGCCUCACUACAACGUCUCAACAUACCCGACUGGUUCCGACAAUAUAAUCAAAAUCAAAAGUCACCCGAUGGUGCUGGCACUGGUUCCGCCUAUAAACCCGGUAACUUUACCCGUAAACGAACACAAGAUUCUGGACGAUGGGUAGGUUUAAAUUCUAAAACCACAUCGUUAAGCUCUUUGGGAUCACAGAGAUCCGAUCGUAGUCCUCUACUGUUAAGUCCAUCGGCACAUAGUCAUCAUGGUGGUCAGAGUACACAACAUGCGGGUCAAAAUGUUCAUGCAGCUGGUGGCACAGGUACCGGAGCAAGUGGUGGUGCCUUCUCCAGAUGGUCCACAUCACAUUUGAAUUCAUCACAAACAUCACCAAGUGUUUCACAAAGAGGAUCAUUUUCCCGCGGCGGACCGAUAAAUUCUAGUUUUAUGUCUGUGAAUAGUGGUCACAGUGUGAUACGAAACUCUAUGCGUCAACCGUAUUUGGGUUGGCGUAGUCAGGAGAAACUAUCACAGAGAACAGCGCAUGAAAGAUUGGCCUCUUCCCUAUUGUCGCAACAGCAACGCACAUCACCCACAAGCCAAACGGUUCCGGCUAAUAAUGAUAAACUACAACCUGUUACACCCGAGAUACAAUCCUCCAUUAAAGAGGUUACCUCGGCUAUUGUACAUUAUGUUAACGAUCAAACAAAUCAACAGCGCAGUAGAUCAACGAGUCCAAAUUCGAGAAAAUGUUGGCUUGAAUCAUCAUUUGUGGGCACACGUCCCUUGGACUCACCGCAAACACCUAUUAUAGAAAAUACACCCCUAAUAACUGCUGCCCAAGCUGCUGCAUCAACAUUAAACAGCUCAUUUAGGCCGCCAUUGUUGAAUAACAACAACAAUAAUAAUAUCAAUAAUAACAAUAAUAAUUUACAAUACGCAAAUCAUAAUAUUGAUUUCUCAACAUCAACGGGAAAUGAUCUACAACAAUUAACACGUAUGAACGGUGGUCUUAAUAACGGUACUAGUAGUAGUAGUAGUGCCGCCGGUGGUGUUAAUUUAGGAGUUGAACGUUCCCUGAGUAACGCAUCGCUAGAAGAUGUUUUAGCCUCCCUUUUAGGAUUGCCAACACAUCAAACUGGAGCCAACGCCAGUGAUGCUUAUGCUAGGUCCAGCACAGGAGGCGCUUUAGUUAGUGAGUCACAAACGCCCAAUAAACAACAAACACAACAACAUCAUAUGCCCCAAAAACCACAACCUUUACAACAGCUACAACUUCAACAACUACAACAACAACAGCAACAACAAAAAGAGAAUUUACUAACAAUAUCUAAAGAAGAACAACAACGUUUGCGACGACGCAGUGAAGGAGAUGCGGCAACUAAGCAGAAACAACAGCAGCAGCAACAAGAGCAACAACAACAGCAUUUCGAACAAAAAUCCCAACACUAUGGUACAAAUGCCAAAACGUAUGCCAGUGACACAAUCACCACCGUCACCAACACCAAUACGACGGCAAAUGGCCAUGCAAUUGGAGCGACCGCGUUCCUGCCUCCCCGGCGUGUAUCGCUCGGUGACUCCUCAGAAUCGAAUAAUCGAACAGCCAGCGCCUCUGGUGAGCUGCAGAUCAAGUGCCGCAAUAACAAGUGCGAUCGCACUGCCACGCCCGCCGACGCCAAAAAGUAUUACAAGUCAUGCCACAAUUGUACCUAUUUAUAUUGUUCGCGUGAAUGUCGCCGAGCCCAUUGGGAGAAACAUCGUAAAGCGUGUCUGCACUCCCGUGUCUCAAAUCUGUGCCGCCAAGUGUUAGCCUCCUGCAAGGAUGAUAGUGAUUCUUUGCGUCAUUUGAGCCUGUUGGCACGCAAAGGAUUCUUGUCGCAGGGUCGUGGAGUGGUUAGGAUUCUAUUUCGUUCUCCAGAAUCGGCUGAGGGUUUUAUCAAGAAUGGCUUCCAGUGUAUGGGUGAGGCUUCGUAUGUUCGUUGGCCAGAUUUAAUGCCAGCUGAAAUGGGUCUUGAGCUUUAUUCGGAAUUAUUAAAACUUAGCACUGAAUAUCGGCCUGAUUCCAAAAUGUUAGUGUAUGUGGCGGUGUGUGUGGUCUCGGAAGCCCCCGGCAUGGGCCAGGCUCCAGUGCGCUGGGAACGUCAACUUGUUUCACGUUGUGCCAAAUUGAAAUUAUGCAAAACUGUCUUAGCAGAGCUGGAACAACAGCAACAACCUUUACCCUUACCCGUUACAGUGGUGGCUGUACCCGAACCCACCACCGAAGUUCUUAUACUCACUUUCAAUCCUCAGCUACGCAAUUCCACUGCUCAACGUGAAUUAGUACUCUCGAACAUACUCGAUAUUCUCUCUAGACGUGGUGUCAUUUUACGCAAACAUUAUCCGGAAAUCUUUCAACGUUUACAAACCUAUACCGAAGGUCAAACGGAUAAAUUCAAUCCUGUCACUUUACAUCCUCGUGAUUCUCAUACUGGCCAAAAUUUCGUCUGCAUUAUAAUGCCUGUACAGUCUGAAACUGAAAUUAUUAAAUUACCCUCUAUAGCUGAUGGUGGUAAUCGUGUCACAACCAUUGAUGUAGGUUCUACAGCCGCUUUGGCCCAACUGGAUGACGAUGAGCUAUUGACUCGCACGGCCACACUUGCAAGUUGAUUAAAAUCGUCAACACGUAGGGGUCAUCGUAAAACUAACUCAAAUUCCAGUAGUAAAAGUAGAAAUUCACCUUCACCCCAACUAAUGUCACCCGUCACAACAUCCGUGGCCGUCGUAGAGGGUUUCAGUUUGGAAAGUACUCGUAUGUAAAUUUAAGUUUCAAUCUUUAGUUAGCUUUUCCUAACAACUCUCCCAACACUCUCUUUUACACUCUACAUGUCUAUUUAAUUAACUAUAUAGAGAGCUUGUUAUAUAGUGCCAUUUACAUCAUUAUAUCUAAAACUAUUUAAUCUAAAGUAUAUCAUUAAAAUUGAACUAAAGCUUUAAAACGAAAAAGCUUAUAUUAAACCACAACAACAACAAAAGCAAUCGUUAACAGCUUUCUUCUAUACUUAUAUAUAAAAAAAGUACUUUAACAUUCACACUAUAUAUUCUAUACUAAAAAACAUGAUAAAUUUCACGCGAUAAAAAAGCUUUGUAGUAAUAAAAUCUUUCAUAUGAAAGCAUUCUACAAAAGCUUUUAUAUUCCAAUAAAAAGCUUAUUUAUAUAACACGUAGUUAAUGUAAUAGUUAUAAAACAAAAGUUUUGGUUUAUUUAUACUUUAUAAUAAGAAGCCAAAUAAACUUCAGAGAAUAAAAAAAAAAAAACGAUAAGCUUUUUAUGGAAGUAUAAUGGAUCAUAGGAAAGAAAAAAGCAUAAUUAAUAGAUGUAAAAUUACCUUUAGAAAUAUGAACUUUAAAAGUUAUUGAAUGAGUUUAAAAAGUUUGAUCAAUGUUAUUCUACUUUUGUUCCUUUGAACCCGAUUAGAAUAGGAGUACCUAAGCAGCCGAAUAUAUCUCUUGAAAGUUUGAUUAGCUGUCAACCCAAAAUUUUUAUAAUCCUAGUAGCUUUAAACGAAAAUCAGACAAAGAAACAAGAUCGGAAUGAAACCCUUGUCCUUAUGACUAAUUUUGUUUAGACACUAAGGCAGGUCCAUCCUCUCUAUACUUUUAUAACAGAAACUCCUACAAAAGUCAUUAUAUUGAUCUUCUAACUCCAUAAUGAGCAAUUAUAACUAACUAGCUGAGAUCGAAUACGAACCUUUUUGGUUCAUGCAACUUGAGCCGCAUUUAACAUUUCUCUUAGAUAUGAGAAAACUACUUACAAUUGAUCUAUGAAGGGUACAAGGCUCUAUAAUAUUGAAUGUAUCGGCUCAUUUGUGAAGAAUCUGAGGUUUUAUAUCGUUAAUCUAAAUCGAUGUUAAUGUUUCUCGUAAAAACUAUGGUUCCGGAAAUUAAAGUGUCACAUUUUCCAAGAGCAUAAUCCAUGGACUACAAAUUGUUUAGAUAUCAAGUAUAACUAUAUUUCGCAAAGGUAUUGUGUUUGGAGUUUAAAUCCUCCUCGUCCGAAGGGAAUUCAUAAUACAACUUACUUGAUGUAGAAUCAAUUCUAACGAUCUCUUUAUAAUGAGCAGUUAUAACUAAUACAAAAGCAUUUUGUCGAGAUUUUCGCAGAUGCGAAAGAAUCGAAUAUGAACCUAUCGGGUUUAUGCAACUUAGCUUAAGAGGCCAUCUGCCUUGAGCCACAUAUACCAUCACUCUAAGGUGAUUGAAUGAUCUAUGAAGGUUUCAUUGAUCUGUGAAGGAUACAAUGUUUCUACAACCAUAAUAUUAAAUGUCUCGAUUCAUUUGUGUAGAACUCAUCAUUAUAUAUACAUUAAGUUAAUGAUCCUCAUAAAAUACUGGUUCCGCCAAAAAGUAGGCCUGUUAUAAUGUUCAUGAAAGUUAAAGUUCCACAAUGUUCAUGAACAUAAUACAUGGACUACAAAUUGUCCAGAACAAUUAUAAUUUCGUAAAGCUAGUGUUUCAAAUUGCCUGGAGUUUAAAAUCUUUGCGUUUGGAGGGUAUCCAAAUACAAGAAGAACUUUUUCACACAAAGUCCGAAUGCAUGGACUCUGUAGUUCUCAAUAGCACCCCCGAUCUUGAUAUUCCACCUAAAAGCAUUCUAAAGCAAAUAUGUAACUCAGUGGUUUUGUGUUACCUAAAAGCACUGAAUAGUUCAAUGAAGAUCAGAUCAGAAGAUCAGUUGUCAAAUUAUUCUAAAGUAAUUUGAUCUUAUGGGAAAAAUUAUUUUAAAGAUCACAUGAAGGAUACACAGAUCAUUUUGGAUAGACUUAAUUGGGUUGAAUUUCAUAAGUUUUUAAGUUCGUCUGUAGCCGCACCAAUUAGGAAAAUGGACGCUGUAGAUGUUUUCCACAACUCGCCUAUAUCUGAUAGGUGUCAAAAGCUUCGACUAGAGACCGACAAGCGGCUGUUUUUGAGACGGCUUGAAGUGUAAUUGAUUCAGAUAUCCCUGGAUUCGUCAAAUAAAAUCAUGUAUAAGUUUUGCCUUAUUAUAACCUAUGAACGCCACAAUGUGUUAAAUCAGAGGAAAAAGUUUACAAAAGAACAAAGAGGUUUUUUACUUAAGUCCAAAGAUUUGAGAAUCAUUGACACAAUAAAAGAUCGAUCACAGGAAUCUAUAUAAGAUCAGUUAUAUUAGAAAUUCUCCUACAAAUACAUUAAAGGAACUAUUAUAAACAAUUAUUUACCGGGAGUUUGUCCCCUUUUGGGUGUUUUAGGUAAAGAAGAGGAAAAACUUCUCUCAGGACUCGCCGAUAUCUACUAGGAACCAUCACGCUGCUUCUUUUGUGAGUAGACUUUAAGCAAUAGUUUUACUUAAAGUCACCAUUUACUAUGGAAGCCGCCAUUCACUAUAUCAGAGGGAAAUAUUUACAAAAUUUAGAAGAGGUGGAGAAUUAAGGUUUCUUCCAAUGAAUCGAGAUCGAUUUAGAUCACUUAUUGUUAGAGAACAAGCAGCAUUGAGCUUGUUACUUAAGUCUGAAGAUUCUUGUCUAUAUUAUAUGUUUCAUUGAGAAUCACUGGCACAAUGAAAGAUCGAUCACAGGAAUCUAUAUAAGAUUAGUUAUACUAGAAGCUAUUCCUACAUUAAAUGAACAAUUAUUUACCAUGCAAAGGCUUAAGGUAUAGAUGAGGAAACAAUUUCCCUCAUUCAGAAUGGGUCUGUGAAUCUUUUAAGAUUGAUUAACAAUAGAUUGUUUAGCUCACUUAGUUUGAAAGAACAUGCAGCAUGUGACUUAGAGCUAAAGUUGGAUAAGUAACUAAAACCCUCUGGUCCAUAUUGUCUACAUUAUCUGGAACUAUUUCCACGAGAAAACUUAUGAAAAAAAUCUUAUCAGAGAAGUGGAUUUGGACAAAAUAAGACAAGAAUUUGAACCAGUUAUGUACUUCACUAUGACAAUGAAAACCAAUUGUAAUAGGACCAGCAGUAUCUCGUUUUGGGACUAAAGUCUUUCUUGUCUGAAAUUCAGAAGCAUUAUUGUGAGAAAGCCAAUAAUCUUCAAUAUACGGAUUUUUAUAGUUUUUACAAUUCACGUUUUUUUCUAAAGGUAAUUAUUGGUCUUACAUCAAACAUUUUCAAAACAAAGAAACUAAAGAAAUCAUUUAAAUAUACUUAAAACUAAUUAACCUGCAGCUUCCAUUACAUCAAAUAAUACAAAUAAAACAAUUAAAAUUAACAAAA
Molecule: messenger RNA, 7474 nt
Organism: Lucilia cuprina (Australian sheep blowfly)
Lineage: Eukaryota; Metazoa; Arthropoda; Insecta; Diptera; Calliphoridae
Exons: 6
Coding region: 16-3912 (1298 amino acids)
Biological process (GO): cell-cell junction organization
Cellular component (GO): apical junction complex; plasma membrane
Source: RefSeq, a predicted model, not a curated record